AUGAUGAUUCUUUCACUUCUCGCCUGGUUUCGGCGGCUCUACUCGCUUGAUACUUUGGAUACGCGAUUCACCGUUCCCGCCAACACCCCUAUCAAGCUCGCCGCGGAGGACACGCGAUCCGGCCCUGCGAAAGAUGCCCGCUCCAACGCUGUCGCCAGUGGCGCCUCCCCUUCAAAAUGGGGCACUCUCGAGUUCUAUGUUUACUACGUUGUUUUCCUCAUAGCUAUUCCGUUGAUGUUCAAGACCGUGGUUGAUGUUUCACAAGAAUCACAUCCCACCUACCCAACAUACUCUCACCUGCUCUCUCAAGGCUGGAUACCAGGUCGGAAAGUGGAUAACUCGGACGCGCAAUACUCGGGCUUCCGUGAUAAUAUCCCCUAUCUCCUCGUCCUUUUAGUCGCACACCCCUGUCUUCGCCGUGUAUACGAAUACUUUUCUCAUACCUCGAAUGUAAUUACUGUCAAUAGUACCUCCGUUACGGUCGCGGGAGACGCACGCGCUGCCCGACGCAUCCAGUUCGACUAUCAUUUCGCCCUAUUGUUUAUAACAGCCCUGCAUGGUAUAUCUGCAAUCAAGAUCUUGGUCAUUCUUUACCUGAAUUACAAAAUCGCCAAAGUCCUUCCACGGAAGUACGUUCCAGCCGCUACUUGGACCUUCUGCAUAGGGACGCUUUUCGCCAAUGAGUUCUGCGGUGGUUAUCCACUUGAACGCAUCGUUACCUUCUGGACUACCGCGGGGGAUGUGGUUGGUCAGGAUUCGGCUUUGAUACAAUGGGCACGGAGCUUGGACGAUUUUGGUGGCCUGAUGCCACGUUGGGAGGUCCUGUUCAAAAUCACGAUCCUACGGCUGAUCAGCUUCAACAUGGACUAUUAUUGGAGCCUUGACUUUCCCGCUACGAGUCCAAUUGAAAAACAACUCGAUCCGGCAGCGCUCUCCGAGCGUGAUCGGGUCAAGAUUCCUGCCGAACAGUCCGCCUUCAAUGGCCGCAACUAUGUCGCUUAUAUCCUCUAUUCACCCUUGUAUCUAACAGGGCCCAUCGUGACCUUCAACGACUAUAUAUCGCAGCAGAAAUACGCACCGCAGUCCCUAACCAAAUCCCGCACAAUCCUUUAUGGAACACGCUUCUUCUUAACUCUGCUUUCAAUGGAGUUGAUUCUACAUUUCACCUAUGCGGUAGCAAUUUCCAACUCUUCGCCAAACUGGUCUCUCUACACUCCAGGGCAACUCAGCAUGCUGGCAUUCUUUAAUCUACACAUCAUCUGGCUGAAGCUUCUCAUCCCGUGGCGUUUCUUCCGCCUCUGGGCUCUUCUUGACGGCAUCGAUCCUCCGGAAAAUAUGGUUCGCUGUGUUUCAAACAACUAUUCUGCCUUUGCCUUCUGGCGUGGCUGGCACCGUUCCCUCAAUCGCUGGGUCGUCCGUUAUCUCUAUGUCCCUCUGGGUGGUGGAAAUAACCGCUCAGCGCCAAACAGCGGAAAGCCACAGUCGUCCCUCUUCUCCAAAGCGCGCCAGAUAUUCAACUUCCUCGUCGUAUUUACUUUUAUAGCUCUUUGGCACGAUAUCAACCUCCAACUCCUGAUGUGGGGAUGGCUCAUCACGCUCUUUGUCUUGCCCGAGGUCAUUGGUACCCUCCUAUUCCCUGCUAGCCGAUGGCGCUCCCGCCCGAAUGCGUACCGCGUUAUCUGCGGUAUUGGAGCGGUAGGCAAUGUCCUCAUGAUGAUGAUCGCGAACCUAGUCGGUUUCGCUUUAGGCGUGGAUGGGAUUAAAGGCCUGUUGUCUCAGUUGUUGGGGAGUUAUGCUGGCUUGGUGUAUCUCGUCUCGGCAUGCUGUGCGUUGUUCGUUGGCGUACAGGUCAUGUUCGAAAUCCGGGAGGAGGAGUUACGAGCUGGGAUACGGAUGAAGUGCUGA
Molecule: messenger RNA, 1905 nt
Organism: Aspergillus puulaauensis
Lineage: Eukaryota; Fungi; Ascomycota; Eurotiomycetes; Eurotiales; Aspergillaceae
Gene: GUP1
Product: putative glycerol:H+ symporter (Gup1)
Exons: 4
Coding region: 1-1905 (634 amino acids)
Biological process (GO): GPI anchor biosynthetic process
Cellular component (GO): endoplasmic reticulum
Source: RefSeq, a predicted model, not a curated record